Anarrhichthys ocellatus (wolf-eel) is the source of this 8140-nucleotide messenger RNA. RefSeq names its product myotubularin related protein 3 (gene mtmr3). The transcript is spliced from 21 exons. The coding region runs from base 320 to 4069 and encodes 1249 amino acids. Gene Ontology annotation, molecular function: metal ion binding; phosphatidylinositol-3-phosphate phosphatase activity; phosphatidylinositol-3,5-bisphosphate 3-phosphatase activity. The record is from RefSeq and is a predicted model, not a curated record. Gene Ontology annotation, biological process: phosphatidylinositol dephosphorylation; regulation of autophagy. Gene Ontology annotation, cellular component: cytoplasm; membrane. Lineage: Eukaryota; Metazoa; Chordata; Actinopteri; Perciformes; Anarhichadidae.
UCUUGGGCUGGAAGAAUUCGCGGCGAUGGCGACGACUGCUCGGUGCUUGAGAGGGACGCAGUGAAGCUGGCCUCGGCUCGGAUAUGACUAAUGCUUAUUUCGAUCGAGGUUUAUUUGCUGCGUUAGUAAUUGCACGGGCUUCGGGUGAAUCUGUGGCUUUUUAACUUCUUCGUCACUCCUUUUUCUCUGAUUUCCAUGUCUUACUUGUGAGAGUUUCCAAACAGGAUCAUCAGGACUACUCAUUGUCCGUUACUGAUUGUCUGUGACUGGUCCAGGCAGCAGAUCCUCGUUGGGUGACCCACACUCCUUCGCAGGGGCCAUGGAGGAGGAGGUGCAGCAGAGCUUGGAGUGCAUCCAGGCCAAUCAGAUCUUCCCCAAGAAGUCCCCCGUUCUGGAGGAACAAGACAUGCAGGUGCCCUUUCCUCAGCUGCAUGGGGAGUUCACAGAGUAUGUGGGGAGAGCAGAGGACGCCAUCAUCGCAACAUCCAACUACCGCCUACACAUCAAGUUCAAAGAGUCCGUUGUCAACGUUCCUCUUCAGCUCAUAGAGAGCGCGGAGUGUCGGGAUAUGUUCCAGCUCCACGUCACCUGUAAGGACUGUAAAGUCGUCAGGUGUCAGUUCUCCACCUUUGAGCAGUGUCAGGAAUGGUUGAAACGCCUGAAUGCAGUAGUGCGCCCUCCCUCUCGCCUGGAGAACCUCUUCUCCUUCGCCUUCCACGCCUGGUGCAUGGAGGUGUACGCUGGCGAGAAGGAGCAGCCCGGCGAGCUGUGCAGACCAGGCGAACACGUGACUUCCUGGUUCAAGAACGAGGUUGAGAGGAUGGGCUUUGACACACAGAACGCCUGGAGGAUAUCUGACAUCAACAGCAAGUUCAGGCUUUGCCCCAGCUAUCCUCAGCAGCUCCUGGUGCCAGCCUGGAUCACUGACAAGGAGCUGGAGAAUGUGGCAGCCUUCCGCUCCUGGAAGAGGUUUCCUGCUGUGGUUUAUAGGCACCAGACCACCGGAGCUGUGAUCGCCCGCUGCGGUCAGCCAGAGGUCAGCUGGUGGGGCUGGAGGAACGCUGAUGACGAGCACCUGGUCCAGUCCAUCGCCAAGGCCUGUGCCGUGGACGGAAGCUCCCGCAAACACCUGUCUAACGGCGGCUACACCAACGGCACUGACCUGCCCGACACCGACUUUGAAUCCUCCAUGACCAACAGCUCAGAGGUGGAGACUUUGGCCACACAGCCCCACAAGUUACUGAUCCUGGACGCCAGGUCCUACGCUGCUGCCGUAGCUAACAGGGCCAAAGGGGGAGGCUGUGAAUGCCCAGAGUACUAUCCCAACUGUGAGGUGGUGUUUAUGGGCAUGGCCAACAUCCACUCCAUCCGCAAGAGUUUCCAGUCUCUGCGUUUCCUCUGCACUCAGAUGCCUGAUCCAGCCAACUGGCUUUCUGCACUGGAGAGCACCAAGUGGCUGCAGCACCUGUCGCUGCUGCUGAAGGCGGCGCUGCUGGUGGUCAACGCUGUGGACAGAGACCACCGGCCCGUUCUGGUGCACUGCUCUGAUGGCUGGGACCGCACCCCUCAGAUUGUUGCUUUGUCCAAAGUGCUGCUGGACCCUUACUAUCGCACUAUUGAGGGCUUCCAGGUUUUGGUGGAGACUGAUUGGCUUGACUUCGGCCACAAGUUUGCCGACCGCUGCGGCCAUGGGGAAAACUCUGAGGACCUGAACGAGCGCUGCCCCGUCUUCCUGCAGUGGCUGGACUGUGUUCACCAGCUGCAGAGGCAGUUCCCAUGCUCCUUUGAGUUUAAUGAGGCCUUCCUGGUGAAAAUGGUGCAGCACACCUACUCCUGUCUGUUCGGCACCUUCCUGUGUAACAGCGGCAAGGAGAGGGAGGACCGCCACGUUCAGGAGCGGACCUGCUCCGUCUGGUCCCUGCUGAGACCGGCAAACCGCACACUGAGGAACAUGCUGUACUCCUCCCACUCCGAGACAGUUCUCCACCCAGUGUGUCACGUACGCAACCUGAUGCUGUGGACGGCGGUCUACCUGCCCAGCUCCUCCCCCACCACCCCCUCAGAUGACUCCUGCGCCCCCUACCCGGUGCCUGGUGGCAACCCUGAGGAUGCACCCCUGGGCAGACGUACGAAGACUCGUUCGUUCGACAACUUGCCCAGUGCAUGUGAGCUGGGAAGCUCUCUGGCUCCUAACCGCCGCUCCAGUGACCCGAGCCUCAAUGAGAAGUGGCAAGACCACCGGCGAUCUCUGGAGCUCAACAUGGCAGUGGGGCCCGAGGGAGGGGGCAACCCGGACCAGGAGGUGUGGCCUAAUGGAGUGGGGCCUUACCCAGACGGAGUGGACUCUGAAUUGGAGGACAGCCCGCAGCCCCGGGGCUCGCACGCUGAGCUCGGACAGGAAGCCUCUGUGAGCACAGCAGCAACGGGAGAGGAAGCAAAGGAGGCGGAGCUCUCUGUGGCGGUGGGCGUGGCGGAGGGCCAAAUGGAGAACAUCCUUCAGGAAGCCACUAAGGAGGAGGCGGGAGCAGAUGUUCAGAGAGAGGGAAGUGCCGCUGUCACACAUGUCACUGACACCGUUAACACGGAGUCAGAGGAAGUAGCAAAAGUUGAAGAGGAGGAUCAGUGUGCUGAGGUCAACGGGACUGAGAUACAGAGAGCAGCGCUUGCUAAUGGUCACCAUCCAGUAAAUGGUAUAAUGGAGGCCAAUGAGGAGGGUGUGUCUCCCCCUCUGCCCACACAGAUGGCAGAGGAGCUCGAUCAACAAGCAGCUGAGGUGACUCAGGCCCCAGAGGAUCUGGAGAAGCAGGAUGUAGAGAACUCUUCUGUGCAAGAGGAGCUUGCACAUGGACCCAGUGAGUCCGGCUCAGAUGAGUCGGAGGAGCCUGCAGCCCAUAGAACUAUAACUAACGGCUUUGUGGACCGGUCGCCUGAAGAGCCAGAGCCUGAUGUGGAUGAGGAGACCUGCCCUGACUCUGAAUCUGACCACGGUGACUCCGUGCCAGUGGAGCAGGUGGAUAAGAGGGCCUCCCUGAUGGAAAGCUCCACAGAGACUUUAACUGAAGAGGCCUGCGGCAGGAUGGAGCCACCAGCACAGCCACCCGUCUGUCCGGCCCGUCAGCCCUGCAGUGACGGCAGGAACCAACCGCCCUGCUCCAGGAAGGAGAAAGGUCUGGAGGCAGGCGAGCAUGGCUUUAUCAGAACUUUAAACGGGGGCUGCAAGCGACCCUCGGUCAGUGCCUUUCAGUCUGUGAGUGCUGACCCCAGCAGGGAGGGGAUUUGUAACGGCGACAGCUCCGACGGGGAGCCCUGUGGAGGACAUCACUGGGCCAAAGGGAACGUGGAAAGGGUUCCUCUGAGUCGACAGGUGUCCCUAGCGAGCUGCAACUCCCUGAUCCUCCAUCCACGCGGAAGCUGCUCCCAGCACCGCUGGUGCCACGCCCUGCUGGGCCGGGCCGCCAUCAGCCCGGAGCAGCCGUCCCGCAGCCACCUUGACGACGACGGGCUGACCAUGCACACGGACAUCAUCCAGCAGAGGCUGAGGCAGAUCGAGGCGGGACACCAGAUGGAGGUGGAGACUCUGAAGAAGCAGGUGCAGGAACUGUGGAGCCGCCUGGAGAAUCAGCAGCACGCCGGCUCCCACCGGAUCAACGGAGACAUGGGAGACGAAGUGACCUCAAUGACAGACUCUGAGUACAACCUGGACCCCAACUGUUUGUCGCGCUGCAGCACAGAGCUUUUCUCCGAGGCCAGCUGGGAGCAGGUGGACAAGCAGGACAAUGAGGUGACUCGCUGGUACCCCGACCAUUUGGCAGCCCAGUGUUACGGCUGUGAGAGCAGGUUCUGGCUCGCCGCCAGGAGGCAUCACUGCAGUGGCAGGGAGCCUGUCCAGGAGGUCUGGAACUGCGGUAACGUGUUCUGUGCCAGCUGUUGCGACCAGAAGAUCCCAGUGCCAAGCCAGCAGCUGUUCGAGCCCAGCCGCGUCUGCAAGACCUGCUACGGCAGCCUCAAGCUGUGCCCGGCUCCCCUGGACCUGGACCUGGAGAAACCCAUCACAGCCAGCUCCAACUGAGCUUCAGAGCAGCGGGACAGGAUGAGCAGCCGGCCGCCGGCACCGGCGCACCGCUGAAGAAGAAGCGCACAGGAGCUACACAGAAUGUCCCAUGUACUUUGUGUGUGUGCGCGUGUGCGUGUGCGUGUGCGUGUGCGUGUGUGUGUGUGUGUGUGUGUGUGCGCGUGCGCCGCAGAGAUGGAAUUUAAUGUGUAUAUACAGAUGAUGCGGCGGAGGAGCUGAAUGACGUGUUGGUGAGAUGCUGAGCGCUCUGAAAAGUGGGUGUGCACAGGAGGAGGUGUGUGAGUGUGUGUGUGUGUGUGUGUGUGUGUGUGUGUGUGUGAGUGUAAUGCACACAUUUGCCACACAGAUGGUUUGUGGCAGUGACGGGACGCCACUCUGAGGAGUGAGAAUGGACAUGCUGGUGCCUUGGACCAGGCAGGCAGAGGAGGUGGUCUCACUGUGUUUGCUGAAGUCUCUCGGAGGACUUUGGUCUGUUGAAUCAUUUAGCAGCUCGUCGGACUCUUACGCACCAUCAUCUCAAAGCUUGGACUCUUUACUUUGGAGGACGUAGGAUCAGUAGCCACAUGGAACAUCUCCAGAGACGGUCCCUCAGCUUUAGAAAUGUCUGGAUAGCUGAUAUUUCACAGAUGUUGUUUAGGCAACGCUUUAAGGGUCAGUUCACCCAAAUUGCAACACUAUGUUACCUCACUUAGCUCUCGUGGUAUCCAACCGUGACGCACAUCUCAUUUCAGUUCGUUUUGGGAUCUCAUUUCUGAGAUUUCUGCUGCCACACGGAGACAGUGGAGCUGCUCCUGUUGUUUUCAAUUGUUAAUAAGUCAUCAGAUCAUUUUACCAGUUAAUCAAUUCAUAUUUUCUUUCUGUAAUAUAUCAGAAUAUAGUGAAAUAUGACCAUUAUAUUGUCUAAGAGGCCACACUGCUUGUUUUGUCCGACUAACGGUCCAAAACUAAAAGAUAUUCAAUUAUAUAACAAAUAUAUAAAGUUUCAUUUCUUUACAUUUGAGAACCUGAAACCAGAGGGUGUUUUCUGCAGUUUGACUAUUCGAUUAUAAAAUAACUAAUUGUUGUUUGUGGCUCACAGUGCUGAAGAAUUUCGGAAGCAGUACGCCACCGAUUUAGUAUUGAACCUCCGAUAUAUCUUGACUUUUAGUCCCCUAGUGUGGUUCAGGGUCCAACAAUGCAACUCAGUCGUGUCUUUAAACUGGAUCCUUCCUACCUACCCUGAUGACGUCACUAUGACGUCAUCAGGGUUAUAUUAUUUUAUAUUUUUUAGACUUGAUCAAUACCCUCCUGAGCCACAGAAGACAUUAUACAACUUGUCAGCUGUAUGCCUCAUGAUAAGUAAACUGAUUUUAUGUGAAGAAUUGAUGAAGUGCUCCUUUACAAAAUUCAUUGGACUCAUUACUGGAUCAUCCACAAUCUAGUAAUUUUGGUGAACUGACCCUUUAAAAUGCUCUGGGCUGAAUCUCAACUUGCAUAUUUGGAAAGAAAUAGAAGAAAGAAAAUAUAUAUUGGCGUGUUUGUGUUACUGUGUUGAGAUUCAGCCCAGAGGACGUUAGAAUCCUCAAAGUUAAGCUUUUUGAGGAUUUUUUUAUUCUCUCAAAGUACUUUACUUCUUUUGAGUACUUAUCUCGUUCACAGCGAGGAGAGUUUAUUAUCUUUGAACAGAAUCACCCACGUGAGUCUUAAAACAGGACUAGUUAGUUAAAAACAUGUGACCCUUUAACAGCUGACGGCCGCUCGGCUCUUCCUGCUGACAGACUGUUACUAAGCUGAUGUGUUGCGGCGUCGUCACUGUGUGUCAGACGCAGACUGACCGGCGGAGCAAUCUCUCCUGUUGGCCAUACCAUCACGCCCUUCACUCACAACAGCCCUGGUUUUUAGUGUUUUUACCCAGCAGGCACUGGGAGCUGAGCGUCACUUUUCAGUCUCUCAGUGGAAAUCACUAGUACAGCUGUGAAUUUGACACAUUUAACUUCCAUGUUCAAAUUUCCGAAGGAAACGCAUUCUCAUUUUUAUUUAAUGUAAUUGUUUUCUCGAGGCUGCCGUAGACUGUGACCUCACUUGUGAUCUCCGCUGCGAUUGGCUGAGAAAUCGAGGAGAGCAGCGGCAACAGAAAGGGCUCUUGUUUUUAAAAGUCUGUAACUCCCUCAUGAAAUAUGUUAGAGAAGCUUCACCGAGACACCCGCUCUGCCUAACACCCAUUCAAUGACCUCCUUACACACACACACACACACACACACACACACACACACACACACACACUCUGUUUUGUAAAAUAAAUGAAUAAAAUAAUAUAUUCAGAUACCUAUAUAGCGUUUAAGAAAAAUGUAUAGAAUCCUUGAUUAGUGGCUCACUUAAUUAGUCACCAAAAAGUUUUUUUUAUUUUUAUUUCUUUGUUUUCUUGUUAUUAAUUGCAGAAAAAAAAGUAUAUUUUGCGACCUGUUGAAGAUAACGUGUUUUUUUUUUAAUAGCGACGCAGGGUGUCCUGUUUUGAUGCUGCAGUGGUUUUCCCUCUGAAAUGCGAUCGUUAUUUUUGAUUUAAUUUAUUCAAGGUUUGUUGCUGUUUGAAAUCCAGACAAUUCAAAUGCCACAGGAUAAUCAGUGUGUGUUGAGAGGAGGAGUGAGAGAUGGUUCUGAUCCGAGGCUACAGCGACACUCGACGUCAUUUCUGUUUUGUAUCAGCCAAUGGCAGGAGGACUCGUGGCUCUAACCAUUUCCAUAUUAGGAGGAGAAGGGGUUAAGUCAGAGCGUCACGUGACCUCCGACGAUCACGUUUGAGACUGAGAAUGAAACGAGUGCGUCGGUAGCCAAUGAGAAGUCGAUGCACUGAGAGAACGGUAGUCCAAAACAAACAGCCUAAACCCAAAAUAAAAGCCCCCCCUCAACUCACCCACACACACAUUGCUCCAUACAAAGUCAUCUACAAACACUACCUCUACUUUGUGCACACACAGAUUCCCACUGAGCUUCUAGUUGCCGAGUGACUUUCCACAUCUACAUCAUUGGGAACGGCCUUUGUUGUUAUCAUUGAAUUAUUAUUUGUCCCCCUUAGUCAGCUGGAGAAUUAAAGGUACAGCACACAGUCAGACGUUCAUUUUAAUCGUCAUCUUGUUGUUGAGAAUGACAAUCUUUUCAUCUUUCUUCCUCCUCAUCAGCUUGUCGGGUCAGCAGAGAACGGCCCACUUGUGCUUCGGGAUGAUAAAGUUUUGAUUAUCGGAGGAAAUGCAUAACUGUGAUUCAUGACAGCAUGUUACUAUUCAAUCGUACUCGAGCUUAUAUCACCGAUCAUAUCUCCUGUUGGAUUUAAAUCAGCAGAUGAUUGAAGUGUGCAGUGGAGCUGAUGUUGAAAGGUGGUUUUUCUCACUGUCCUGUGGAAGUGGUGUUUAAAUCAAAAGCUGGACUCCCAGUCUCUUAAACAGAACGGAAAAUAGGAAUUUGUUUGGCCCCUUAUUUUUGUAAAUGUAAUAUUUACUUGUGAUGAGCAACAAGAGUGGCAUUAACUGUUCAAACACUCAUACUACUGCAUUAAACGUGCAGGAAAUUCAAAUUUUGGUUCGACGCAGACCAGCCUCUCUAAUCUGAUCUGUGUUUUGAUAUCUGAAGAAAUUUAGAUUAACUGAUCUUCAACCAGAAUAUAGACUUAACAUCCAACGAUUAUAAUGUUGAUGUGAAGCUGGCUUGUUAUUCUAGAUCAGUGCUCCUAUUAACGGAUGAUUUAUUCCAAGUGUCUAUGUUGUAAAUGUUGACGGAUAACGUUUGCCAUCACUUCAUGAUCUCUUAAAUAUAGACUGAAACGGUACCAAAAGACUAAAUUUGGCUAUAAUGAGAUGCGUAAUGUCCCUUGAAGUCCAAAGCUUUUUCCCUUCCCCUGUAAACACAUCGGCAGGCGGCAGCAUGACUCCUUACUCUGUAUCGUCACCACCAUCACAGGCAUGUGGGGCACCAAGCUUGUCUUGUUCAACAACCCAUGAAUGUGAAUUCUCUAAAAAAGAUAGAAAAAAGGCUAUUUUUUGCACGUCAUUAAGACAACACUGCCUCAGAGUGCAUCAAAAUAAAGGUGAAACUGAA